AUCCCGAGCCCCAUUGGGUGGGCGUUACCCGGAAGUGGUGGUUGGUGUUUCAUCAGACAACAUGUUGUAGUGUAGAGAGUAUACAUCCGUGGCGGUAGACCACACAGGGAGAAGCACUUUAUGAACUUAAUUGUAUGCGUCGGUAAGGGUAUAGUCAAACUAAGAAGCACGUACAGCUCUGCCACAAUGUGUAAGGAGCUGAAGACAAACGUGCUCCAUUUGCUACCGCAGACCUCUAACGGACCCUCUGCCGAGCAUGACAGCCGACCAGAUGGCGCUGAAGUCCUGGCCGCUACAGUGAAAGCCUUGAAAGACGGUCUGGUGGUGGCCGUGCCUACAGACACCAUCUACGGCCUGGCCUGCCUGGCCCAGCACCACGACGCCAUCAAGAAGGUGUACGAUAUCAAAGGACGAAAUGGACAGAAACCUCUGGCCAUAUGUGUUGGAGAAAUCCAAGAAAUUUAUAAGUAUUGUGAAGUGAAAGUUAAAGAAGAACUUCUGGCGGAUCUUCUCCCUGGUCCAGUAACGCUGGUGUUUGAGAGGUCUGAAGUUCUCAACAAAGAUCUCAACCCCUUCACUCCACUGGUAGGAGUUCGCAUCCCCGACCACGGCUUCUUGCGGCGGCUCUGCCAGAUGUGCGAGGAGCCGCUGGCCCUUACCAGUGCCAACAUCAGCUCACAAACCAGCACUGUGGCCGUGCACGAGUUUCAGGAUUUGUGGCCCAGACUAGCGUUGGUGGUAGACGACGGACCAAUCGGUGACCAGAACCGCUUGGGAUCAACGGUGGUCGACUUAUCAGUACUUGGCAAAUACCGGGUCAUCAGGCCUGGCUGUGCCUUUACCUCCACGGUGGAUCUCCUGCAACGGAAAUACGGACUGUGUGAAGACACGAUUGAAUGAAUGACCUGUGAACUCUACAUUUCAUUUGUUGAAUCGCACAAAGUGAGGUUCAAGGAGGGGGAAUGCCUCAUUAAGAAAAUGGAUCUCUCGCAGUGUUGAAUGGCUGCUCUCCAGGGAUAUUGCAGAAUCGAACAACACUUCAACCGUAAUCAAGCCAUUUCCAAAUUCUUUCAGGCAGUGAUGCUCUUCUGAAGGUUGCUUGGGACUUGAACUCAUGCUGUCCGCGGUUACUGUUGGGCUUUCUUUAAUGCCUGGUUUAUUACAUUUCAUUGUCGAGUUUUUCUUUCUGUGCGUUGUUGCAAAGGAGCAUAAACUGUAGGAAGUUAUGUUUUUUAUUUGAUUUUGGUGUGUGUGUGUGGAAGAGAUGUCACUUUUAUUACUGUUGAUUUCUCUUACAUUUAAUGGGAACAAUUAUAUAAAAACCAACAUUUUAAGUCUACACAUUUUAUUUAUUUUAAAAAAUACAUGGUUUUGUUACAGGUUGUCCGUUUUCAGAAUAGUUUGGAUUUUAAUUGAAUUAUAAAUUGAUCCCGACUAGCUGCAUUCUCAUAUGGGAGGCCUGUAGGAUUUAUUGGCCGCGCUAUUGCUCAACAAUUCGGUUUUUCUCACUGUGGACCCAGUUGAACACUCCUGUUUGUAUUAUCAGCUAAUUUAAUCUUGGUCUAAUGCAUUGUUUUCCAAAGAUUUAACCCUUACUCUUGAGAGAAAAUAAAUAGAUUUUUAUA
Messenger RNA from Gadus macrocephalus (Pacific cod), 1625 nucleotides. RefSeq names its product yrdC N(6)-threonylcarbamoyltransferase domain containing (gene yrdc). Gene Ontology annotation, biological process: regulation of translational fidelity. Gene Ontology annotation, molecular function: double-stranded RNA binding; tRNA binding; nucleotidyltransferase activity. The transcript has 6 exons. Gene Ontology annotation, cellular component: cytoplasm. Bases 121 to 900 code for a protein of 259 amino acids. Lineage: Eukaryota; Metazoa; Chordata; Actinopteri; Gadiformes; Gadidae. The record is from RefSeq and is a predicted model, not a curated record.